Prunus armeniaca (apricot) is the source of this 162-nucleotide messenger RNA. The record is from the annotation of a GenBank genome assembly. NCBI's taxonomy places the organism in Eukaryota, Viridiplantae, Streptophyta, Magnoliopsida, Rosales, Rosaceae.
AUGAGAACUGCAAAGGUCUCUGAGGAGAAGGAAACUACUCAGGUUCAGGCGGAAACUGAGCAAGGGGUUGGAGCUACUCCAGCAUCACUUUCUUCUCCAGUAGAAACAAUGCAAACGUCACAACCUAAAAGAAUUAAGUCCCUAGCUCAAAUGAGCUUUUGA